Molecule: messenger RNA, 4685 nt
Organism: Hemibagrus wyckioides
Lineage: Eukaryota; Metazoa; Chordata; Actinopteri; Siluriformes; Bagridae
Gene: epha8
Product: eph receptor A8
Exons: 17
Coding region: 139-3243 (1034 amino acids)
Biological process (GO): protein phosphorylation; cell surface receptor protein tyrosine kinase signaling pathway; axon guidance
Cellular component (GO): plasma membrane; neuron projection
Molecular function (GO): ATP binding; protein binding; transmembrane-ephrin receptor activity
Source: RefSeq, a predicted model, not a curated record
UGAAUGCACUCAGAGUUCCUGCUCUGAGCCUCGAGCUCCGCUUCCCUGCUGAGAGAGAGAGAGAGAGAGAGAGAGAGAGGGAGAGAGAGGGAGAGAGAGAGAGAGAGAGCUUCUCAUCACGCUCCUCACAUUUGCACGAUGGCAUCAGAUCCGGGGCUGCUGCCUCUCUUUCUGUGGAUUAUAUCCUCGCAGGUGCUGGGAUCCGAAAGCUCGGCUAAUAAUGAAGUAAAUCUCCUCGACACCUCCACGAUAUCCGGAGACUGGGGCUGGAUGACGUAUCCAUCACACGGGUGGGACGCAAUUAACGAAAUGGACGAAUACUUCAGCCCCAUUCAUACGUACCAGGUGUGCAAUGUCAUGAGCCCCAACCAGAACAACUGGCUCCGAACCAAAUGGAUCCAACGCAGCGGCGCUCACCGAGUGUACGUGGAGAUCAAGUUCACACUCCGUGACUGCAACAGCAUGCCGGGCGUUCUAGGCACGUGCAAGGAGACCUUCAACCUCCACUAUUGUGAGACGGAGCGUGACGUAGGAACCAGCCUCCGAGAGAACCAGUUCUCCAAGAUCGACACCAUCGCAGCCGACGAGAGCUUCACCACCGUGGACCUGGGAGUCAGGAGGCUUAAGCUGAACACGGAGAUGCGCGGAGUUGGGCCUCUUAGCAAACGCGGCUUCUACCUUGCCUUUCAGGACAUCGGGGCCUGCAUCGCCAUCGUCUCGGUUCGGGUUUACUACAAGAAAUGCUCGGGCCUGGCGAGGAACCUGGCUGUGUUCACGGACGUGGUGACGGGGGCAGAUUCCUCGUCCCUGGUGGAGGUCAGGGGUCAGUGCGUGGAUCACGCCGAGGAAAAGGACACACCCAAGAUGUACUGCAGCGCUGAGGGGGAGUGGCUCGUUCCUAUUGGACGGUGUGUGUGCAGCGCUGGCUUUGAGGAACACCGAGAUGCUUGUAUUGCCUGUGAAGUGGGCUUCUACAAACCUUUUGCUGGAGGCCAGCUUUGCGCAAAAUGUCCUCUCCAUAGCCACUCGGAGACCCGAGCUGCCUUGGCUUGCCCUUGUGACGCCAACUAUUUCCGGGCACCUGCUGACCUCCCUGGUGCUCCUUGCACAAGACCUCCCUCAGCCCCUGUUAAUGUGAUUUCAUCUGUAAACGGGACCACGGUUAACCUGGAAUGGAGUUCCCCUCUGGACACAGGAGGCCGAGCGGAUAUCACCUAUGACGUGCAGUGCCAGAAAUGCGUAAAGGAUGGAGGGCAAUGUGAGGACUGCAACGUCGGAGGAACCUCCGUUAACGGAAUGUUAGGAGCUGCUGUUGGAGCUCAAGGAAAUGCCGGUGGAGGAACAGCUGCUAAUGGUGGAGGUUUAGGUGGAAGUGGAUUGGUGUCACGAACAGGAGUCACCUCAGUCAAGUUCAUCCCCCAGCAGAAGGGACUGACAGAACCGUGGGUGAACGUCGCCAAUCUGGCGGCCCACACUAAUUACACCUUCCGCAUCCUGGUGAUGAACGGCGUGACACACUUUAGCAAGGAACCGCUGCCUUACACCGUCGUCAACAUUACGACAAAUCAGGCAGCUCCCUCUCAGGUGAUGGCUAUCCGUCAAGAGAAUGCCAGCACAAAUAGCAUCACCCUCAUGUGGCAUGAACCUGAGCAGCCCAAUGGAGUAAUCCUGGAGUAUGAUAUUAAAUAUUAUGAGAAGGACAAGGAGCAGCAGAGCUAUUCCACGCUGAAGUCAAAGACCACAAGCGCUAAAGUGUCUGGGCUCAAACCUGGCACCAGCUACAUCUUUCAGAUCAGGGCCAGGACAUCGGCUGGUUGCGGACGCUUCAGCCCCUCUGUGGAGAUCCAGACUGGAAAACCAGCUCCUUUGCGUUACAACACUGUGACCAUUAUCUGGAUCUCCAUGGCGCUGGUCUCGGGGCUCAUCACGUUUUUGGCUCUUUUCAUCUGCAGAAAACGGCAAGAGGAGUACUUUGAAUUACAUUGCGGUUACAGCAAGGCUUUCCAGGAUUCCGACGAAGAGAAGAUGCAUUACCAGAAUGGCCAUGUAUCAUUUCCAGAAGCCAGAUUUUAUAUUGAUCCCCACACAUACGAGGACCCAUGCCAGGCUGUCCACGAGUUUGCCAGAGAAAUUGAAGCUUCCCGGAUCAAAAUUGAGAAAAUUAUUGGGUCAGGAGAGUUCGGGGAAGUGUGCUACGGCCGUAUGCGGCUGCCCGGGAAGAGAGACGUCCCCGUGGCCCUGAAGACUCUGAAGGUCGGCUACACUGAGAAACAGAGGCGAGAUUUUCUGAGCGAAGCCAGCAUCAUGGCCCAGUUUGACCAUCCCAAUGUCAUCCGUCUGGAGGGAGUAGUGACACGAAGUAAACCUGUAAUGAUCAUCACCGAGUACAUGGAGAACGGCUCUCUGGAUUCAUUCUUAAGGAGACACGAUGGUCAGUUCAGCAUCAUUCAGCUGGUUGGGAUCCUCCGAGGCAUCGCUGCCGGGAUGACGUAUCUGUCGGAUCUCGGUUACGUCCACCGGGACCUGGCUGCGAGGAACAUCCUGGUCAACAGCAAUCUGGUCUGCAAGGUUUCAGACUUUGGUCUGUCUCGGGUGCUGGAGGACGACCCAGAUGCCGCUUACACAACCACUGGUGGAAAGAUCCCGAUCCGCUGGACAGCCCCCGAGGCCAUUGCAUACCGUAAGUUCUCCUCGUCCAGCGACGUGUGGAGUUACGGAGUGGUGAUGUGGGAGGUGAUGUCUUAUGGAGAGCGGCCAUACUGGAACCUCACCAACAGAGAUGUCAUAAAGUCAGUAGAAGAAGGCUACAGGCUUCCAGCACCGAUGGGCUGCCCCGCUGCUCUCCACACACUCAUGCUGGACUGCUGGCAGAAGGAGCGCAGCGAAAGGCCCAGGUUCUGCCAGAUCGUCACGGUGCUGGACAAGCUUAUCCGCAACCCAGAGAACCUCAAGUCAAUGGACACAUUGUGCAGACUGAACAGCGCAUUGAUGAACAGAAGCAUUCCUGAUUUCACAACCUGCAGAUCGGUGAACGACUGGUUGGACACCAUCAAGAUGGGCCGCUACAAAAACCACUUUGCUGCAGGAGGCUAUCACACACUCGGUCACGUGAUGAGCAUGAAUCAACAUGACAUCCAGAAGCUGGGGGUUACGCUGAUGGGUCAUCAGAAGAAGAUCAUGACCAGCGUCCAGGUGAUGCGAGCGCAGGUGUUAAACCAGAGCGUGCCCUCGGUGCACGUAUAAUCGCCCGCCGUGUCAAUAUAAGUACAUAAUCAUCUGAUGUGUGUGUGUUCGGGUCAUGUGUUACGAACUCUUAAAGACUCUCCUUUAGAAAGAGAACUUCAAGAGGACUCGAAACUCCAAGGGUUUCAACCUCGGCACUGGAUUUCUGUUUUUUUUUUUUCUUUAUGUUUCUUUUUUUUUUUACAGGAAAAUCCCUGCAUUCUUUCUACAAUAAUCUCUUGGACUUUAUUAUUAUUAUUUUUUGUUUGUUUUUUUGUUUCUUCUUUCUGUAAAUGAACGGAUGGCCUGCCUUAAAGACGGCGGAUCAUUUCAAUAUUGGUGUAUAUAAAGGAAGCUUUUGUUUUUUUCUUAAAUGUAUAGAUGAGAAAAGGAGCACUUCACAACCUAAACAGCAUUGAUAAAAAACAAAUAAAUAAUAAUAAUAAUAAAAAUAAGUGUAUAAGUUAGAAUCUAAGAAGAGUUCUUAGCAAAGAUCGCACAGAAAAGUAUGAUGUACUGGGAAUAAUGAUUAAAUUAGCCACAAAAUUAGUCCCAAUUUGCAUAACGAAGGAAAUAAAAGUAUGUCGUUAAAUGUCCACAAAACAAAAUGUCAGUGGAGAGCUAGGAGGGAACAUUUUUUUGGCUGUUAUUGUUGUAUGUUUGCUUUUCAAAUACUUUAGAAACCCUACAAAAAAAAAUACAUUCUGCAUUCCUUUGACACUGAUAUCUUUGGCUUUUUCAUAGACUAAUUAAUUAUGCGAAUAUCAGCCACUUAAAGGUCGUUUGUGACGUUCUUUUUUUUCCCAGCCUGUCACUGAUUGCGCUGAACGCGCUUAUGUUCUGUCUGCUGAUUUAAAAAGCAUAGGAAACUGUCCGACUAGAACUAGUUCCUCCGGAGAGAAACAAGGAAUGAAAAGCUCAUCGAUUCAACUCAGCGUGAUACGAGAGUCCGGGUUUUACUAAUAACUGCAGGGAUGUGGUAAUUAAUAUGGUGAUUAAAUAAUUGAUCAUAAUAAACAAUAUCACCUUUGCAGAAAUAUCGAAGAGGUUUUAGUGGUUUUACACACACCUUCAUGUGGAAAUAAUCGUCACUCAUACUGUCUUGGAGAUUUAAGAUGUAUUAUUUAAUUUUGUAAUAAUUAUAAUAAUGGGUGAUUUAUGCGUCUUAACGGGUUUAUAACGAUGAAUUCAAUCGAUUUUAAUUAUUUAGCGAUCGGAUCGAAUGCAGGGUAUUUUCAUGUGCAUCAUCAGGGUUGUUGCAAUAAAGGUGUUGAUCUGGACAGUGUCUGUAGAACAGCAAGAGAUAAAGGGAUGGAUGUGAGUCAUUCACUUGUAUAUAGGGAUAAAAAAAUAAAUAUAAAAAAUGUUCUUUCUGUACUUUUUUCAAAGAGCAAUACUCUCUCCUGUAUGCACCAAGGAGUGCAAAUAAAGUUCAAACACUGCCAUCAGUGGUCUCGCAAUGA